Messenger RNA from Vespa crabro (European hornet), 7426 nucleotides. Its product is annotated as tyrosine-protein phosphatase non-receptor type 2-like. Gene Ontology annotation, molecular function: protein tyrosine phosphatase activity. Bases 576 to 2063 code for a protein of 495 amino acids. Gene Ontology annotation, biological process: protein dephosphorylation. The record is from RefSeq and is a predicted model, not a curated record. The transcript is spliced from 8 exons. NCBI's taxonomy places the organism in Eukaryota, Metazoa, Arthropoda, Insecta, Hymenoptera, Vespidae.
GUUUGGAGUAGUGAGGGAGUACGUUUGAUCUUGAUCGUGUAGUAAAGUGCUUGGUGCUGCCGGUAGUGAUAUGGUUUUGCGUUAGUGACUCAUUGUGGAAGGGAGGAAACGGGAGUAAGCUCGUCUCCGUUUUCCGUAGGUAUUCCGUAAGGAUUACCGUGUUCAUUCGUGGGUUCGUUCGUCUUUCGUUGGUUCGUUCGUGUACAUAGUUCAGACAGUGUAGAAGCGAAGGGUAGCCUUCGCGCGAGUGUCCGGCUCGCGCAUGGCAUCCCUUGCCGGUUGAAACGCCUUUUAAACGAAAAGGUGAAUAAGAAAGAAAGGAAGGAAGGAAGGAAAGAAGAAAGGAAGGAAGGAAGAAAAGAACGAAAGAAAGAAAUAAAGAAAGGAGUUAAAGCGAGAAAGAGCGAAGAAGGAGAGGGAGCGAGACAAGAGCGGGAGAGAAGGUAUCGCGCGCGAGCGGGGCCCAGCCUCUUGGCGUGCCUCCUCUCGUGCUUCCUCUCGCGCCUCUUCUCGUCGUCUUGUCGUUUUCGCCGUGAGCGCCGAACGCUAGUAAGAAUUACGAACAGGCCGACACAAUGACCGACAACCAGGAGCAAACACGCGAAACGGCGAUAAGUAACGUCGAAACUGAGUACCUAGAGAUCACCUCGAAGGAAGCUUGGCCAAUUCUCUAUCAGCAUAUACGAAAUGAAUGUGGUAAUUAUGGAUACACGUAUAAUGAAUCAAAGAAACGACAGAAUAGGAACUUGAAUCGUUACAGAGAUGUGGCUCCUUACGAUCACACCAGAAUUGUUCUUAAAAGGGGUCCAUGUGAUUAUAUUAAUGCCAAUCUGAUACAGAUGGAUCGUGCACAUAGACAAUAUAUUCUCACACAAGGGCCAUUGCCAUCUACUGCUGGUCAUUUCUGGCUCAUGGUAUGGGAACAAAAUAGUAAAGCUGUAUUAAUGUUAAACAAGACGAUUGAAAAAGAUCAUGUUAAAUGUCAUCAAUAUUGGCCUCUUGAAAGUACAGAAAGUACAAUGGCUUUCCCAGAUGUUGGUCUAAAAGUAGAGUAUAUUAGUAAAACAGAGUCAUCAGAUUAUACCACAAGAACAUUACGAAUAACAGAUUUGGAAACAUUGGAAAGCAGAGAGAUCUUACACUUUCAUUAUAUUACUUGGCCUGAUUUUGGUGUGCCACAAAGUCCUACAGCCUUUUUACAUUUUUUAGCAGAUGUAAGACAAUCAGGAGUAUUAAAUCAAAAUGUUGGGCCACCUGUUGUUCAUUGUUCUGCUGGAAUUGGAAGAUCAGGAACCUUUUGUUUAGUUGAUACAUGUCUUGUUUUAAUAGAAGAAAAUGGUUUAAAUUCUGUAAAUGUAAGGGAUGUUUUGAUGGAGAUGAGAAGGUCUAGAAUGGGUUUAAUACAAACACCUGAUCAAUUAAGAUUUUCAUAUGCUGCUAUUAUUGAAGGAGCAAAACAAUUGCCAUCUAAUAACGUGAAUGUCGACAACAAUGAAAUAGUAACAAAUCAUUAUGAUGUUGUUAAUAACAUCAGUAACUCUUCAAUAGAAGAAGAAGAUGAGCCUCCACCUUUACCACCUCCUAGAGGAGAAUCUUUACAACGUAGCAUGAUAGCUGAGUUAACCGCUAAUACAAAUACUGGAAAUGCAGAUGAAUUAGGUGGACCACCAGAUAAACCAUUGCCUAGGGAGCCGUCAAUAUGUACACAACCAUCUACAAGUCCUCCUCCUAUAAACUCUACAUCUAUUGCAAACAAACUUCACGAACAAAAUUCCGAUGGUGCCGUAUCUUCAGCUGAUAUUGUCAAUGAUAGUGAAAGUUCUUUUCAUACAGUUAGUCCUCUGUCCAGUCCUGAUGCAAAAAGUGAACUUCGUCAACGUAAUCGUGAUAAGAAGGAACGGCUGGCUGCACAAGUUCGCGAGAUGAAACGUCGGCAAAAGGAAGUCGAAGAAUGGCAAAAACUCAAGAGGUCAUUAUUUAAGCCCCUUACAAUAGGCAUAGGUGCAGCAAUUGUUGGUGGGGGUGUUUUAGCAUUUGUUGGCUAUUUGUAUAUGCGUGGUUAGAAUUAUAAGAUUACAAAUAUUAUCACUUGUAUAUGAAAUUGCAAGUGACUAGUGAUACUAAUAUGAUGCACGUUUUUCGAGAAUUCUUAUUCUCAAUGCAAGAUUUUUACAUCUUGAUCCUUAUCGGUUACUACUCUCUUUAAAGCUAAUAGAAAAGAAAAUGUGAGAGGAAGUAAGCUAUUAAUGAUAACAGGAUCAUCUGUCAAAAAAAAAGUAUCAUAAAUGAUACUUAGCGAUCAUCUUCUGAUGAUCCUGUUAACAAACGAAGGUAAUAUUAUCUAUAACAUAUGAAUAUGAGUAAUCACAAAUUGCGAAUACAAGGUGUGAUAUUUGAACAUCAGAAGGAAAAAGAUAGAUGUUAGGGGGAAAACUGAUCAAUGAAAGAGCUGAAUUUUUCAAUUUGUAUUUUUAUAUUGCGAUUCAUUCUAUAAAUAUUUGAAACUAGAAUGCAUGUCCAUUUUCAGAUUUCUUGCAUAGAUUUCGUCAUACUAUGUCAUGAUUCAUUAAUCAAUUAUCCAGAUGUGCUCUUGUACAAAUGUAAUGGAAAAGUAUAACGUACUUUCAGAGAACCACUUCCUUACUUUUAUAAGUAAUGUGUUAUGAGAAACUUGAAAUUUCGCGUUCAAAAAGUCUUUUAUUUGUAUUUAAACAGCAUAAAAAAUAUCGGAUACAUGCAUUCUUUUCACGUUGAUUCAAUUGGUUAUACAUUUAUAUUGAAAUAGCAAUGAACUUUUUUAUAAAUAAUGUUUCUUUCACAUCGAUUUCAUAUAAUCCAAUAGUUACACAAUUCUUGUAAAGUACGUUUCAAGUAUAAAUUAAUAAUUUAAUUUACUUGAACGCGAAGUAUAAUAUUAAAAUGCAAUUAUUGCAUAUGUUAAAUACUUAUUGCUAUAUCGCUGUUUUUUUUCUAUUUAGUAUUCUAACUAGAAAUUCUAAUAAGGAUUAAUUAUUCUAAUUAUUCUAAUAAGGAAGUAAGACAUGAAUUUUAUAUAAAAAGAAGCAAUUUUUAAAUAGAUUAGAUCUAGUGAAAUUCAGGGUACGAAAAUCAUGAAAUUGACAAGCACCUCAUUAUCUUUAUAGUGUGUAAUAGGUACGCUUGUGAUAGAACUAGAAAUUAUUACAACAGUCACAUAAUAGCAUCAUAGAUGUUUUUUGAAUAUUUGCCAUUAAUAUAGAAUUUGCUCUUUCACCAAGAACAUUUCAACAAAUGAAAGAAGCAUUAAUUAUUCGACGCCAUAUAAUGAAGUCGAAAUGUUGCGGAAAUUAAUUGGAAAAAAGAAAAAAGAAACAGUUAAAGAAAAAAAAUUUAGCUAACAAAUAUAAAAUAAAGAAGCAAUAUUCACGUAUAAUCAAUUCAUAAAAUAUAGAUGCUAUAUAUUGAUUGGCAUUAAAGUUUUUUUAUAAUUGCUUGUUUAUAACACACAAUAGUCAUUUUUUUCUAGAGUAUCGUUUGUUUAAAAUGAUUUCACUUAAGUUAUCUGCCUAAGUCUAUAUGGUAGAUAACUUAUAUAUUUCUAUUUCAAAAAAAAUAUUUGUGUGUAUCUGAUAAAAUAUUUAUCCUUUGUUAGAAAGUAUUUUGAAUUCAUUCUAUUAGGUUUUAUAUUAUAAUUUCAUUUCAUCUUUUUUUUCAUUUAUACCAUAAUUUACGAACUUUAAUGAUAACCGAUCGAUUCAUUUGUUUCUAUUUUCUUCGAUUUUACACAAUAACAUUCCUCAUUAUUAUAGAAGUAUAGCUUCAAGUUUUCUGAAGUUAUAAGCAAAAUCUUUAAAAGAUACAAAAAAUAGUAGGUUCAGAAUUCAUUUGUAGUGCAUUUAAUCGCCCAUUACUUUUUUUUUUUGUUUCAUGAUAUACUUGUCUGGAGAAGUACGUAAUACAAUUGGGAUCAUUAAUGACGCAUAGUAGUAUCUCCUUCAUUUUAAAGGAAACUCGGCGAACUGGAAGGGAUAUCUCCACUGUGUGCUAUUAAUGCUCACAAUUGUAUAUAUUAACAUGAAAUAAAGAGAUUUCAGUUUUGUACGCAACUUUCUAUUCGAAAAUUUUUUAAAUAUUUGAGAGAUUAUCAUAAUGUAUUUAUAAUUUUAUCCUCUUGCUCCUACUUUUUUAUAAAAACACCAUACAGUAUAUGAAAUACACGUGGUCGUUUAAACCAAUAAUUGGAAGUCUUAUUAAAAAAUAUGAUUUAAAGAAGAAAAUUUGUCUAAAAAAACAUUUUUAGAAACGUACAGAGCAAGGGGAAGACUGAAUAUGGCUAGUAACUUCUCAAAAAACAGAGAAAAAAAUAUGAGUAAAAGAAAAUAGAAUAUCCAGCUCAUAUUUGUAUAUCAAGUUAUAUUAUAUAUGUGUAUGUAUAUAUAUAUAUAUAUAUAUAUUUGUAUAUAUCUAUAUGUAUAUGUAUAUGUAUCUGUAAGUCAUGAAGACCUUGAAAAAAGGAAUUUGGAUCGUAUUUCAAUUAACCGAAGUUGCAAAAGUGUGUACUUGAUAUAUUGGUAUGUUUUCUGAGUGUGGCCACUUAAGACAGCUUGUGUAGUAUGUGCGAGAAAGUGCAUGCGUGUGUGUGUUUGUAUAAGUGUUUUCAUAAAGGUGUAUUUUUUACUUUCAUACAUUAUUAACAUUGGAAUACGAUCUCUGAAACUAUAGGAGCAUUAGAUUUAGAUGGACGCGUGUUCAUUUUCCAUCUUUACAAGGUACAUAAAUGAGAACACAUAAGUAUGUUUGCAUGCAUCUACGUAUGUAUGUAUGUAUGUAUGUAUGUAUGUAUAGACAUAAAUACAUAAAUAAUACAUACAAGAGCAUACAUCUAUCCUAUUAUAAUUCCACAUAUGCAUAAUCGAGCUAUAUUAAUUACACAAGUGCGCUCAUAAAUGAAAAGGAAAAGAAGAAAAAAACAAAAAGAAACUAUUAUAAUAUCUACUAUCAAUAUUUUUCUUGUUACAAGUUGUGUACAUCUCUCGAUGCUAACAAAUAAUGUAAAUUGUACUAUCAUCAAAUUAGAGUUUAGUUUAUGAAAGUUUGUCGUCAUUUUUUCUACACUCUUAACUACAUAUUUUAAAAAUAUAUCUCUUCUCUGUAUGUUAUAUUGUUAUACACAAUAAUACACACAAUAACAAAAUUGAAUAUUAUACUUUAUAAUCAUCGUAUCAUAUAGAAGUAAUACAGAACACUUUCGACGAUAUUUAACAAAAGGUGGAAGAACACGCGUACUGAACUUUUUACUUUCGGUCGAUUUAAAAAGACUGACGACAAGUAGAGAAAAGGGGGAUAUGAUGAACUUUUCAUGCCUUCAAAUUUUUCAAAUAAAAUAGUCAACUAUAAAAGUCUAGUUAGCUAACGCUCAAAGAUAUUAUUUGUAUGGAGAAAAAGAAUUGGAAAGAUUGGCAAGAAACAAAAAAGAAAAAAGAAUAAGUAAGCGGUUGGUUACUCUGUGUUGUGCUUAGGCAGGGAUGAUUUUUACGAUCAAGAUAUGUUUAGAAGCACGGUGCUAAUUAAAAGUUCCAAAAACUGGUAUGCGCUUUAAACGUGUCUCUGCUGUACGUUAUGUAUUGUACAUGAGUAUAUGUGCGUAUAUGUGCAUUUGCAUGAAUGAUAAAAAGAUAUCGAUAGUGAUGAAUACUAAACUGAUGACAUUUCUUUUUCAUUGAAAGAAAGGCAACACACGGUGGAAAAUGUAUAGAAAAAAUAAUUUUAAAAAACCAGGAAUGAAGAUAGUAUGAGUGUGUGAAAGAAAAUUAGCAUAUGAGAGUGAGUGAGUGAGAGAAAGGGAGAGCGAGAGCGAGAGCGAGAGUGAGAGAGAGAGAGAGAGAGAGAGAGAGAGAGAGAGAGAGAGAGAGAGAGAGAGAGGAAGGCACCGUUGUAAUUUUCAAUUGUAACAGAUAGUAAUAUGCCGAACACACAGAAAACAUGGUUAAGUGCCUACUCGUACAAAAGAAACAAAUGAAACUCUGAAUUACAAGCAAUUAUUCUCUGGCAAAAUAGCACAUUAAGAGGAUUAUACAAGAUUAUGGUUUAUUGAUGGUAGAAUAAUUUUCGAUAAAGCGAAUCGUUUUUAUUACCCGACAAUAUACAAGUAGAUAAUAGCGAUAGCAUAUCUAUCCAUUCUCGGAUUGUGCUGAGCGACGAUAUGUUGUCCGUAUUAUUAUAGAAAAAACUAUGAAAAAAAGAAAAAAAUUAAAAAAAAAAGCUAAUCAAGAAAGAAAAACGCGAUGAAUUAUCGAGAUCGCUUUGUAAGCCAAAAAAACAAAACAAAACAUACGAUUUCCUUCUACCAAAUGAUACAUUGAAGUUAUCUCUAGUUUUCAAUAAUAUAUAUAUCAUAUAUACAGAGAUAGAAAAACAAAAGGGCAAAAUGGAUAAAUAAAUAAUAAGCCUUGGGUCAAAGAUUAUCAGAGGUAAUCGUAAAAGUAAUAUAAGAAACAUCUUGAUGAUCGGCUUACACGUAAUCUCUAUGUAUAGUGUACCGUACUAUUAGUAUUACGAACAGUGAUUAUUGAUAAUACAAAAUAAAAUGAAAGAUAAGGAAGUAAAUAAUAAUAAUAAUAAUUAAAAAAUAAAAUAAUAAAAAAAAAGAAGAAACCGGAACGUGCGUGUCCAAAAUUGAAAGUGACGUAUAAUAUAACCAUUGCUGUGAACCGUACAUUCUAGAUAUUUCGUCCGUGCAAUUAAACUAAUUCAUUAACGUAUAAUGUACCGUUAAAUAUUUUUUGUUUAUUUUUAAUUCUCUCUCAUGCACGUACUAUAGACAUAAACAUACAUUUAGUGAUACAGGAUAAAAUUGGACAAUAUGGCGCGCGGACGGUCAAUAUACGAUAUAGGAAUACAUUAUAUAUACACACAUGUACGAAGCAUCGAGGAAAAAAUCAAUGUGCUCGAUAGUAUUUCAUAUAUAUUAUCGUUUAUUCUAUACUGUUUAUUUUUAGCGAAGUAAAUGAUUUUACAUUAGAAAUACAUAACUAUGAAAUGAUGAUGAUGAUGAUGAUGAUGAUGAUGAUGAUGAUGAUGAUGAUGAUGAUGAUAAUGAUGAUGAUGAUAAUGAUGAUGAUGAUCAUGAUGAUGAUGAACGGUAGAUCAAUAUAGGAAAGAUUUGUUAAUACUUUCCUCGCGUUAUUUUAUUUUACCUUUCAUCGACGGAUUAACCGAUAAAAUGAAAAAAAAAGUAUUAAGAAAUCAAACAAAUCGUCAUCCUUUACAAAAGCAAAAUUAGUAACAUUAGUUACUUCUACGAUUUUUUUUUAUAGGCGCGCGCGCGCGUGUGUGUGUGUGUGUGUGUGUGUAUGUGACAUAUUGAUUGUUUGUAUGCGUAUUUCCUUCAUUAAUUAUUACUAUUACUAUUAUUAUUAUUAUAUAAAAUUUUCACAUAUACUACUAA